This is a messenger RNA of Physeter macrocephalus (sperm whale), 339 nucleotides long. Its product is annotated as doublesex- and mab-3-related transcription factor C2-like. The transcript has 3 exons. Gene Ontology annotation, biological process: germ cell development; sex differentiation; regulation of transcription by RNA polymerase II. The record is from RefSeq and is a predicted model, not a curated record. NCBI's taxonomy places the organism in Eukaryota, Metazoa, Chordata, Mammalia, Artiodactyla, Physeteridae. The coding region runs from base 1 to 339 and encodes 112 amino acids. Gene Ontology annotation, cellular component: nucleus. Gene Ontology annotation, molecular function: DNA-binding transcription factor activity, RNA polymerase II-specific; RNA polymerase II cis-regulatory region sequence-specific DNA binding.
AUGGAUCCCAAUGAAAUGCCUGCUGUGCCCUGCGGCCCCCCCGACUCCACCACUGGACUUGAGACCGGAGCCCCAUGGGGGAUUGAACUUGGCCCCAGAAGAGCUAUACGUCGCUGUGCCCGCUGCCAGAACCACGGCAUCACUGACCAAAUCAAGGACCAGGAGCACUUCUGCCUCUUCGAGGCCUGCGAGUGUGGCAAGUGUGCCCUCUCCUCGGAACACUGCAGCAUCUUGCCUGCUGAGAGUGCCUUGAAGUCGGAGCGGGGGCCACGCCGAAAGAGGCACCUGACUGAAGGACUGAUAAGGAGCACUGUGCAAGUCUUUCAGCUCCUUGGUUAA